GUCAGCGGCAGGACUUCCCAAAGCUUGGCAAGGUAGACAUGGGCCAGCUGCACGGCCCCUUCUUGAUCCCUUUCAGUCAUAGCUCAAACAACAACUACACACUUGGCCCCUGCUGAGAGAACAUCAGGAGUUGGUGGAGACAUGCUGUGGGUCCUGUGUCUGGUCUUCUGCAGCCUGCUGGCUGGUACUCGAGCUGACCAUGGGGCUCUUCUGAGGUUGGGCAUGGACAUCAUGAACCAUGAGGUCCAGAGUGCCAUGGAGGAGAGCCACAUCUUGGAAAAGAUGGCUGCUGAGGCUAGCAAUCCACAGGCAGGAGGAAAGGCCAUUAAAGGCCUCAGCAACAUGAAGGUAAAGGAUGUCCUGGAACCUGUCAUCACGUUGAACUUUGUACCUGGAGUGGGCAUCUUCCAGUGUGUGUCCACGGGCAUGACCAUCACUGGCAAGAGCUUCACAGGAGGCAACAUGGAGAUCAAUGUGGUCCUGAACAUCACAGCCACUGACCGGCUUCUGCAGGAUGAGGAGACAGGCACUCCCAUGUUCAGGAGCGAGGGCUGCGAGGUCAUCCUGGUCAGUGUGAAGACCAAUCUGCUUAACAACAAGGCCAUCAGCAAGUUUGUGGACAGCACUCUGCGCAAAGUCCUCCCUGGCUUGAUGUGUCCAGCCAUUGAUGCUGUCCUGGUGUAUGUGAACAAGAAAUGGACCAAUUUGACUGAGCCCAUGCCCGUGGACCAGAUGGGCACUGUCAAAUAUGCCCUGACAUCCUCGGCUGCCACCACAGCUAGCCACAUCCAGGUGGACUUUAGUCCCAUGGUGCAGCUUCAGGGAGGCCAAGUUAUUCAGCUUCCCACAAAUGGAUCUGCACCAGAGUUCCCUGAGGGCUCAGCCCAGAGCUCACAGUUGCUGCUCUCAGCUGCCUUCCUCACGGCUGAGUUGGCCCUUCUGCAGAAGUCCUUGGAAGUGAACCUCAGGGACAAGAGGGUUGGUAAGCUGUCACAAACUACUGAGACACUGGCAGGCUUCAUCCCACAGGUAGCUAAGCGUUAUCACAAACCAAAGCCUUUGCUGAUCAAGGUCAAGAUAAGCAAACCCCCCAAGGUUACCAUGAAGGCUGGAAAGAGCCUGAUACACCUCCAUGGCAGCUUGGAGAUGUUUGUGGCACGUAGACAUGGCAAGCACCCGAAGUCACUCUUCUGCCUGGAGACUCACUUUGGUCUGGAAAUCCACUACUCAGUGCAGGAGAACCGUCUGCAGAUGGCCACCUCUCUGGACAGUUUAUUGAGCCUGUCCCGGGAGUCUUCUUCAUUUGGCCACUUCAAUGAGACGGCAUUAACUGGCUUCAUCACUGACUGUCUCCAGAAGGCCUACGUCCCUGUGGUGAACGAUGUACUUCAUGUUGGGCUUCCGCUCCCAGACCUUCUGGCUCUCAACUACAACCUGGCUGAGCUGGACAUAGUGGAGGAUGCCCUGGUGCUGGGCUUGAAGAUGGAAUGACCUCGUCAAGACUCUGUCAGCUGCCUUCACCUGCCAUGGUUCUGAGCUAGCAGAGGAACGCAGAUGUGAGCCUGACGGGCUGGGCCCUGCCACCAAUGGUUGCUUCCUGUGACUAGGAGAAAGCAAGAGGCCUGUAGGCCUCAGCAAUAAACAGGAAGAAGACCCUUACAC
Messenger RNA from Meriones unguiculatus (Mongolian gerbil), 1662 nucleotides. It is a transcript of the gene Bpifb6, whose product is annotated as BPI fold containing family B member 6. The coding region runs from base 142 to 1491 and encodes 449 amino acids. The record is from RefSeq and is a predicted model, not a curated record. Gene Ontology annotation, molecular function: lipid binding. The transcript has 17 exons. NCBI's taxonomy places the organism in Eukaryota, Metazoa, Chordata, Mammalia, Rodentia, Muridae.